AACUUUGUCCCUCUCACCUUAAAGUUACACCCUCAAAGCCUUUUUUACAAUUCCACCCCUGGGAGGAAGGUUCUGACUGUCUAACUGAGAAGCUCAAGCAAAUAAACCUAAAGCAUGACACACAAAAAGAGAUGAGCUUUUUUCUACCCUAAAGGAAGUCAAUGGACAUAAUACAUUGAUAGGUUGGAUCAGAUAUUACGCAGAUAAAAUAUCACUUUCAUAUCUGGUGGUACAACUUGAAAGGGUGUCACCAUGUCACUAAUAGUCACAAUGGCAGAGUCAAGCUGGCUUGCUGCACCCAUUGAAAUACCAUGUGUGUCUUUGACCAGAGUGUCCAUAAUAUCACGUGUGUGCAAAAGUUGUAAUAAUCUCCAACGUAUUUCCACAAACACUGGAGUGAGUGAUGGUGUUAUAUGCAGAUGGUUCAGGUCUGAUGAAGAGAGUGGUCCUGGAACAAUGAUAGACUCCACAGUUUCACAACAGUAUGAACUGAAGGAGACUGACACGGGGCGGGAUGGGAAACAAUGCAACAAACCUUUUUAAAGUUCUGGAGCCCAGGAGAUUGCGUGCAGACAAAGGUUGUGUCUACUCUAGCAGAGACAUUGAUGAUCAGUCGGUCUCCACCAGCUGCCAACAUACACCCAGCUCAGGCUCUGAAGCUACCUUGGGUGAUGAAUGGUUUAACUAUGAGAUGCUUGAGUAUUACGCUCCAGUUCCUUGUAAGGCCAACAUUAGUCAAUCUACAAGAACCAACAGUGGAUGGAUUCAAGCCAACCAAACCCACCUCGGAAGAAAUGUAAUUGUCCCGAGACUUGCACUGCACAUGGUAACUAAAGAAAACAAAGCUCAGAGGCCUCCUUCAGCACCUGCUGUGUUUCUGUCAUCAGCGUUUGCUGAAACAGCAUUUGAAAAAGCUCCCAUAUUAGACAGAUCAGCCAUGCAGUCAAAUCUAGUCCCUUCCAAAGUACCUGGGAAAACUGAGAUGGAAGAACAAUCAUCAGUUGCUGCACAAGAUGUACUCAACACAAUAUCCACUUUACAUGUUGCAUCCAAAGAGACUGCAAUGGGCGCUGCAUGGUCUUCAUUUAAUGCACAGAAUGUUAUUUUUGAACCAAUUAGUAGAUUCCCAAAUACGUCUGUUCGAUCAUCAGCCUCAGCACCAGCCACCAUCCUAUCAAAACCUUCAGUGGAGGCUUUUUGCGAAGUGGCUGUCUCUGCAGAACCAGCAGCUGUUUUGCCAGAUGUAGUUGCUUCACACCCGACUCCAAGCCUUCAACCAGAAGACAUGGCUGGGCCAACGGCCGCGGAAUCUGCAGAAACACCUUGUCCAGAAUCAGCUGUCGGCAAUGACGCCUCCCUCACGGAAACCAAAUAUAAACAUAGUGAAGGAACUGAGGGAUGCCUGGGGAGGACUGGAGCACAACUGAUCGCAGCUCUGAAGUCAUGCAUCGGGUUGCGAGGUAACGGUUUCAUGGCCUACAGUGUGAGUUACAUUCUAAAAGACCCUAGCAGUCAGGAGCACCUGGUGCAGUAGAUGUGGUCAGCACACCUUCAAAUCUGCUGUAUUCAUCAUGGCAGGCUCUUCAUUUCCAACUGCAUCACUAAUCAGUUAAUUGCAGAGCAACUGCUCGGGGCAUUCGCUGUUCUCUCCAACCAUGAAUGUUGUAUUCGAGACGUAUCAAUGUAAAGUUAUUUUCUGAGAUCGCAGCUAUCACAAGUAAAGAAGCCUAUCCACCUGUCAUCUUGGGCAGAAUUCAAAGCAAAGAUUUGCAAACUUGAAGAUGCCAGAUUUGAAGAAAAAAAAUAUUUAAAACCCCCAGUAAUGCCCAACACUGUUUAGAAUGCCACUUUCUAUUCAAAUCCAACAGGUUCAGAAACUUCAUUGUUGAAAGUUUCAAUGCUCAAAGUGGACAUUUAUCCAAAACGUAACUAUGCCAUGGUUGAAAAUUGACAACUAUUUAAUUUAGAUACAAAUGAACGGUAAAGAUUAGCUGAGAAUGUUAAAGGCGAUAAAAAUCACUCUGAAAUGGGACAUAAAACUGAAGUACAAAUAACUGGUGGAUGAUUUGAAUAUUUACACAUUUUA
Leucoraja erinaceus (little skate) is the source of this 2086-nucleotide messenger RNA. RefSeq lists its product as uncharacterized. The record is from RefSeq and is a predicted model, not a curated record. Bases 515 to 1534 code for a protein of 339 amino acids. The transcript is spliced from 4 exons. NCBI's taxonomy places the organism in Eukaryota, Metazoa, Chordata, Chondrichthyes, Rajiformes, Rajidae.